UAUAUCCGGUUGAUAUUGACAGCAACAACAAACAAAUUGGUCAGGUCAUUUCACGAUUGUUUUUUGUUUAAGAAAAGUCAGUCAAGAGCAGAGUAGAAGGUAUGUGGGAUGAGGCUCCUGAACUGAUACUAAAAAAUAUCUUCUGUUACCUUGAGGCUGCCGACCUUCAUGCAGUGUCCUUGACCUGCCACUUAUGGUAUCAAGUGGCAAAGGAAGAUGCUGUUUGGAAACAACUUGUUCAGAGAUUAUGGAAAAUUAAGGGAAAUUUGCCACCAGGAAAGACUUCAUGGAGGAAUGAGUUUCGUCGUCUGACCUAUGAAACACCUACAUUCCUCAGCGAAACUCUGCAGGAACACUUAGAUGAAGUUUUGGAUGUCAGCUUCUCACAUGAUGGCAGACUGUUCUGUACGACCUCCAAGGAUGCAACUGUCAAGGUUUGGGAACUGGGAUACCCUACAAAAGUUAAACACAAUGCAAAGAUGUUGACUUUACUGGGCUGGAAUCUGACACAAUUCUCCAUAUUUAAUAAAAGUGACACCUUCUUGUGU
Molecule: messenger RNA, 548 nt
Organism: Saccostrea cuccullata (small rock oyster)
Lineage: Eukaryota; Metazoa; Mollusca; Bivalvia; Ostreida; Ostreidae
Product: F-box/WD repeat-containing protein 5-like
Exons: 4
Biological process (GO): protein ubiquitination
Cellular component (GO): Cul4-RING E3 ubiquitin ligase complex; SCF ubiquitin ligase complex
Molecular function (GO): protein binding
Source: RefSeq, a predicted model, not a curated record